Messenger RNA from Alnus glutinosa, 2100 nucleotides. Its product is annotated as protein IQ-DOMAIN 11. Gene Ontology annotation, molecular function: protein binding. Lineage: Eukaryota; Viridiplantae; Streptophyta; Magnoliopsida; Fagales; Betulaceae. The transcript has 6 exons. Bases 523 to 1854 code for a protein of 443 amino acids. The record is from RefSeq and is a predicted model, not a curated record.
AUUCAUAUAAGGUUCCCUCUAGGACUACAAAGUGCCUCUGCCUCUUCCCAAGAAUCACUCACCUAAAGGCCCACAUAAUGAACAGAAGAAAUUCAUCAUCUAAAGGUGAUAAAUGUGGAUGAUUGGAUAGAUGUACAAACCUAUGUACCAAUUUAAGUUGUUUUCAACUAAUAAAUUUAACAAACUUUUGGGUGUUUGUUUGUGAUAUCAGUUUCCCAAGAAAAAUAUAGCCAUCUCCCUCUAGGCAUUCCUUUUCUGUACUUCUAUACUAUUAACAUAUAAACAAUAGUUUAUCAGAUUUGAUGGCCAUCUCUCUGAAUUUCAUGAGAGUAGUAUCCAAGUUUCCAGGAAAGAAACUUUUUGAUGCGGUGAUUCUUGUUUGAUCUGUUAUUGAAUAACAGGAAUACAGAAUUUGUUGCGGUUGGGUGAUUCUACAAAGAAGUUGGCAUUCAAAAAGUAGAAGCCACCCUACCAGCAUAGUUACAGAACCUUCUUAGAUCAAUGUGAUUUGUCGGUUCUUCAAUGGCUAAGAAGAAGAGCUGGUUCAAUAUAUUGAAGAGGUUCUUUAUUAGAGAGACCCAGUUGAAACCAGAAAAGGAGAAGAGAAGGAAAUGGAUGUUUGGAAGGCUUAAGAUCAAAAGAUUGGCCUCACUCACUGCACCAUCAACCUUAAGUCUAGAUGAGGCAGAGGAAGAGCAGAGCAACCAUGCUCCCACAGUGGCUCUUGCCACCACUGCUGUUGCUGAAGAAGUCCUAUCAGCAGAUGAACAUGAAAAAGAAGAGUUUUCAGUCAUCAAAGUUGAAGCUGACGCCCCUCAAUCCAACCGUGAAAUCCUAGAAUUUGCUGCCACUAAAAUUCAGUCUGCCUUUCGGGGUUACCUUGCAAGAAAAGCUUUGAGAGCAUUGAAGGGAAUAGUGAAGCUUCAAGCUAUUAUUCGAGGCAGAGCUGUGAGACGCCAAGCUAUAACUACCCUAAAGUGCUUGCAGUCCAUUGUAAAUAUUCAGUCACAGGUCUGCACAAGAAGAUUUGAAAUGGCUGAAGGCGAUUCGAAGUAUGAUAGAAGUAAAGAAUUGCCGACUUUAAGAGACAAGAUAAUAACGAUGGACUCGAAUAGUCAAAGAAGGUGGGUAGAUAGCAUAUUGUCAAAGGAAGAGGCAGAGGCAUUGUAUUUAAGUAAGAAAGAGGCGAUGAUUAAGAGAGAAAGGAUAAAGGAUUACUCAUUUAGUCAUCGGAAGUCAGCAGAAUCAGAAAGAAACAAGGUAAAUGGAAGAUGGAGGUACUGGUUGGAUGAAUGGGUGGAUACCCAAGUUACUAAAAGUAGAGAACUUGAAGAUUUGGACUCAGUUCCAACUUCAAAUCCAAGGCCAGGACUUACAGUAGAGGAUUUUGGAAGGAGACAACUUAAGCUAAGAAAUAUUCAGGUACAGAAGAACUUUGAAGGAUUGGAUUCUCCACUAUCUAUUUCCAGAAGAUCAUUUCAUCAUAGGAGGCAAUGUUCAUUGGGAGAUCAUAAUUCUUUGUCAAGCUCUCCUUUUGUUCCUGCUUACAUGGCUGCUACUGCAUCUGCAAAAGCAAAAUCAAGAUCCAUGAGCUCGCCAAAAAUGAGGACCAGUAGUUUUGAAACAUGCUCUGAGAGCUAUUCACCAUGUAAGAAUAAGUUGUCUCUCAUAUCCCCUAUGACUACUGAAAUGCCAACUAGAGGUAGGAUUGGCAAGACUAAUGGUUACCAGCAAAGAUCUCCGAGCUUGAAAGGUCUUGCAGGUCCAAUAAAAUCAGGUCGGACAGCGAAGGAUCUCAGCUUUGACUCAGAGUACUCGAUGCAGAUUUGGCAUCAAAAUGAUGGCUUCAGAUGAUUUCAAAAGGGAAUUUGGUUAGUGUGUCAGGUGGGAGUGGAAAGCACAGCCUGUAAUUUAAGGUAGUUCGAAUAGGAAAACAAUGGAAAACUAUGCCAUCUUGUCAUUAAUUGAGUAGCUCAUAUUAAUACUACACAGUUGAUUAACAUAUACAGUCUAUCUUCUUGUCACAAUACAUGUAAUAUUUAAUUGAAAUGGUAGGAAGAAUGAUGGAGACAAGGUUCAAAAUUCGAACUUUUGCUUUGA